This is a messenger RNA of Plutella xylostella (diamondback moth), 2266 nucleotides long. Its product is annotated as ecdysone oxidase. Gene Ontology annotation, molecular function: oxidoreductase activity, acting on CH-OH group of donors; flavin adenine dinucleotide binding. The record is from RefSeq and is a predicted model, not a curated record. NCBI's taxonomy places the organism in Eukaryota, Metazoa, Arthropoda, Insecta, Lepidoptera, Plutellidae.
UAUACCUACUUAAUGUAAAUUAGCUUUCUUUAGAUAUAUUUUAUUUUUUAUUUACACGAGUGAUGUAAAGUUUGUUAUCAUUGAGUUAGCAGGCACCUACUUCUGGAAGUAUUUCCCAUACAAUGCUGAAGUUCUGACGUGUGGUUUCUUGGAGCAUGCAGCUACUGCUGUGCCUGGCGUGGUGCUGGGCGGCGGCGGGGGCGGGGACGGGGGCGCGGGCGGGGGCGGCGGGGCCGCUGCUGGGCGCCGUGGACCAGGUGGUCAGCGGAGUCGCCGACGACCUCACGCAGGGCCCCGCCUGGCCCGACGACUACGCUCCCAAGCUCACAGACGGCGAUGAGUUCGAGUACAUCGUGGUGGGCGCGGGCGCGGGCGGGGCGGCGGUGGCGGCGCGGCUAGCGCUGGCGGGGAGAGACGUGCUGCUGCUGGAGGCCGGCGGGGACCCCACGCUGCUCACCCGGAUCCCGGGCGCGGCGAUGGGUCUGCUGGGCUCGGACGUGGACUGGGCGUACCCCACGGUGCCCAACUACGUGUCGUGCCUGUCCUCCACCGGGCAGCAGUGCCGCUUCAGCCGCGGCCGCUGCCUUGGGGGCUCCUCGUCCAUCAACUACAUGAUGUUCGUGCGGGGGGGCCGCGCCGACCACGACGCGUGGGGGGUCCCCGGGUGGGGCGCGCGGGACAUGCAGCCCUACUACCUGAAGUACGAGGGGCUGCAGGAGGCCGCGCUGGCCCGCCUGCCGCCCGCCUCCAGGCCCUUCCACAACACCACCGGCAUCAUGCAGGUAGACUUCUUCCCGGAGACGAAGAACACCUGGCACGACAGGAUAUUCGAGGGACUACAAUCUUUGAACUUUCCAUUUAACCCCGACGUGAACGCAGAGUCCCAGAUCGGCGUGUCGCGCGUGGCGGGCUACGUGCUGGGCGGGGAGCGCAUGAGCACCGCACGGGGGUACCUCGCUGACGAGGAAGUCAAGAAGGAGCUGAAGGUGGCCAAGCACACGCUCGCCGGCGCCCUAGUCAUAGACGACGACAACGUGGUGCGCGGCAUCAACGUCAUCAGCGGCGCGCUCGCCCCCCGGCAGCUCAAACUGUACGCGAGCAAGGAGGUGAUUCUAAGCGCGGGCGCCGUGGGGACUCCGCAGAUCCUACAGUUAUCGGGUAUCGGUCCGGCGGAGCACCUCGCGGCGCUGGGCGUGCCGGUGCGCGCGGACCUGCCGGUGGGUGAGGGGCUGCGCGACCACGUGCUGCCGCUGCUGCUGGUGCAGGUGGACCCCGGCCCCGGCCUGCCCGCGCCCAACCCCUUCGUGUUCGCCGCCAAGGGCGCGCAGGGGGCGCAGUGGCUCGCGAGCCGCACGGGGGAGCUCGCCACUAACGGCGUCACCGACGUCACCGCCUUCCUCAACACCAGCUGCUACGACGUGGAGCGGCGGCGGCUGCUCCCCGGCCCCGGCUGCGACCUGCCCACCACGCAGCUCAUCCACGCGUACAUCGACCGCGGGCUGCUCCCCGGCAUCGAGCCUGUCGUCAAGAACGCCAUCGGGUUCAACGACGACGUCGUGGAGCAGCUCAGCGACGCCAACGUGGAGCACGCGCUGCUGGUGGUGAGCCCGGUGCUGCUGCAGCCGCGCUCCGCGGGCCGCGUGCGCCUCGCCAGCGCCGACCCGCGGGACCGGCCGCUCAUCUAUCCUAACUACCUGAGCGACGAGCGCGACGUGGAGGAGAUGCUGCGCGCCAUCGCCGUGGUGGAGCAGCUGACGGAGACGGCGGCCUGGGCGGCGCGGGGGGCGCGGCUGCUGCGGCUGCGGCUGCCGGGCUGCCCGGACCCGGCGGGGGAGGGGGGGGCGGGGUACUGGCGCUGCUACGCGCGGCACAUGACGUACUCGGUGUACCACGCGGUGGGGUCGGCGGCGCUGGGCGGUCCGCUGGACGCGCGCGGGCGGGUGCGCGGGGUGCGCGGGGCGCGGGUGGCCGACGCCUCGCUGGCGCCGCGGCUGCCCCGCGGGAACACCGAGGCCAUGGUGCUCGCCAUCGCGGAGAAAAUAGCUGAUCUCGUUCUUGAAGAUGAUGCGAAUGAGACUGUUUAGGUACCCAUGUUUCGUAUAAAAGUAAGUGUACAAUUUGAACUAGUUUUGGAGAAUUACCGAAUUUAUAAAAUAAAAUAUCUAAGUAUUGCUUUUCCUGUUGCAUCAUCGUAAGCAGGUACCUACCUCGUGAAACAGUGAAUGGUUCAAUAAUAAAAUAAGUUUGGAAAUAAUCAGAUACAAAA